Molecule: messenger RNA, 4879 nt
Organism: Thamnophis sirtalis
Lineage: Eukaryota; Metazoa; Chordata; Lepidosauria; Squamata; Natricidae
Gene: AMPD2
Product: adenosine monophosphate deaminase 2
Biological process (GO): AMP metabolic process; IMP salvage
Cellular component (GO): cytosol
Molecular function (GO): AMP deaminase activity
Source: RefSeq, a predicted model, not a curated record
AGGUCUUGGUAUUGCCAGAGAUUCACGGAGGGCCGAGGUCCCGGCAGUUGCAACCUGCACGUUCUCUCCCAGGACCUUCCCACUGCCUGAAGCAUUUUCCCGUUGACCUACGGACCUCCAUGGAUGGCAAGUACAAAGAGCUUGCUGAGGAGUUGUUUUGUCACUCAUUGGCUGAGAGUGAAAUGCGCAGUGCUCCCUAUGAAUUCCCAGAGGACAGCCCCAUCGAACAGUUGGAAGAGAGGCGCCAACGUUUGGAGCGGCAGAUAAGCCAGGAUGUGAAACUAGAACCAGAAAUUUUACUCAGAGCCAAACAGGACUUCCUGAAAAUUGACAGUGCUGCCGACCUACAAUUAUUUAAAGAACAGGGUGAAGACCUAGUAGAUUACCUUCCAAAAGAUCGAGAUGUAUUUUUGGAUAGAGAGUUCCAGAGGGUCACCAUCUCUGGAGAAGAGACAUGUGGGGUGCCCUUCACAGACCUGUUGGAUGCUGCUAAAAGCGUGGUCAAGGCAUUAUUCAUUCGGGAGAAGUAUAUGGGGCUUUCUCUGCAAAGUUUCUGUAAAACCACAGCACGAUUCCUGCAGGACCUUUCUGAAAAACCCUUAGUUCUCAGGAUGUAUGAGGAGAUCGCUGAGACUCCUGUGGCUGCAGAUGCCCCAGUGCACCCUCCAUUUGGAAACCAGCAUCCUUAUGAGAAAUGUGAUCCUGAAUCAAUGCCUGGAGAUCUUGGCUUUGGCCUCAGGAUGGUCAAUGGAGUAGUUCAUGUGUACACCAAGCAGGACAUCACUGACAAGACCACUGAACUGGACUUGCCUUAUCCUGACCUGCAGGAGUUUGUGGCUGACAUGAACGUUCUGAUGGCUCUGAUCAUUAAUGGCCCCAUAAAAUCCUUCUGCUAUCGAAGACUUCAAUACUUAAGUUCAAAGUUCCAGAUGCAUGUUCUGCUCAAUGAGAUGAAAGAGCUGGCAGCUCAGAAAAAGGUGCCACAUCGUGACUUCUACAACAUUCGGAAGGUGGACACACACAUCCAUGCCUCAUCCUGCAUGAAUCAGAAGCAUCUGCUGCGCUUCAUUAAACGGGCUAUGAAGAAACACCUGGAGGAAAUCGUUCAUGUGGAAAAGGGCAAGGAGCAAACCCUUAAAGAGGUCUUUGAGACCAUGAAUCUCACAGCAUACGAUCUGAGUGUGGACACCCUCGAUGUCCAUGCGGAUCGUAACACCUUUCAUCGAUUUGACAAGUUCAAUGCCAAAUACAACCCCAUAGGAGAGUCUAUUCUGCGGGAGAUUUUCAUUAAAACAGACAACCAAGUCUCUGGAAAAUACUUUGCUCAUAUCAUCAAGGAAGUCAUGUUUGAUCUAGAAGAGAGCAAAUAUCAGAAUGCAGAACUGCGGCUGUCAAUCUACGGCCGAGCACGGGAUGAGUGGGAUAAGCUGGCCAAGUGGGCUGUUACCCACCGAGUGCAUUCCAACAAUGUACGCUGGCUGGUGCAAGUGCCUCGGCUAUUUGACGUAUACAAAACAAAGAAACAGUUGGCCAACUUUCAGGAGAUGUUAGAGAACAUUUUCUUACCUCUCUUUGAAGCCACCAUCAACCCUGCCAGCCACCCAGAAUUGCAUCUCUUCUUGGAGCAUGUGGAUGGUUUUGAUAGCGUAGACGAUGAGUCCAAGCCAGAACACCAUAUCUUCAACUUGGACAGUCCCUUACCUGGCAGUUGGAUGGAAGAAGAUAACCCGCCAUAUUCCUAUUACCUUUAUUACACCUAUGCUAAUAUGGUGGUGUUGAAUCAUCUGCGUAGGAAGAGGUGCUUCCACACCUUCGUGCUGCGACCCCACUGUGGGGAGGCAGGACCCAUCCAUCAUCUUGUGUCGGCUUUCAUGCUGUCCGAAAACAUAUCUCACGGCCUCCUCCUUCGCAAGGCACCGGUGCUGCAGUAUCUCUACUACCUGGCUCAGAUUGGCAUUGCUAUGUCUCCACUUAGCAAUAACAGUCUGUUCUUAAGCUACCAUCGUAAUCCGCUACCUGAGUACCUGUCACGGGGGCUCGUGGUCUCCCUGUCCACAGACGAUCCCCUGCAGUUCCAUUUCACUAAGGAACCCUUGAUGGAAGAGUACAGCAUUGCAACACAGGUUUGGAAGCUCAGUUCCUGCGAUAUGUGUGAACUGGCACGGAACAGCGUGCUCAUGAGUGGCUUCUCCCACAAGGUGAAGAGCUACUGGCUUGGACCCAACUACCUGAAGGAGGGGUCAGAAGGCAAUGACAUCCGUCGUACCAAUGUGCCAGACAUCCGGGUAGCCUAUCGCUAUGAGACACUUUCCCAGGAGCUGACUCUCAUCACCCAGGCUGUGCAGACAGAGAUGCUGGAGACCAUCCAGGAAGAAUUAUGAGCUCCAUCCGGGAUACUUGCUGAAAGAGACUCAUUCGUCAUCAGUCUCCCUUUCAGCUCCACACUGGCUUGACAAGCUGGUUAUCUGUUAUGUGAGCGCAAAGAGAGCCUGACCAUCCACCUCCCUCAUCCCAGAGACUUUUCUACUUUCCUGGUGUGUGUGUGUGUGUGUGUGUGUGUGUACGUGUGCGCGUGUGCGUGUUUCCUUCAAUAUCUCUUUUGCACUUGGUAAUCUGAUGGGGCCUCCUGGGAGGUGAAUAGUUAGAAGUGUUUCUAAGGUUUUGUGUCCAGGAACCAAGGAAAGCCUCUGUAGUGGGAAUGGAAAGGCUGGUCAGAUCGUUUGAGAGCCAAGGCCAAAGAGGUAGAAGGGGACAUAGGCCAGUUCAGUGCAGAAUAAAUUCUGGAAGUCCUGCCAUGUGAAUACAUUUGCUGGGUGGCAGAAAGAAACACCAGCAUGUCUACAUGUAUCCUGAGCAACAUCUGCCAGGGACAAAGUCUUCUGGGGGUGCCUUGUGCUACUUUGCUUUUGUUUCGGGGAGGGGGGUUGUCCCAUUGGCUGGUCGAACAUCUCUGAGAGGCUGCAACCAGCCCUGCCUUUGGCCAUCAGGGCAGAAAGUGGUUGUCAAUCCCGCUAGGUAAGAGCCUCCAUUUUUUCAGUGUUAACCUCUAACACGGUCUUUUUCAACCUUGGCAAACUUUAAGAUGUCUGGACUUUAACUCCCAGAAUUUCCCAUCAGCAUGACAUAAAGUCAUGACAUCUAGAAUGACAACAUCUUAAAUGUUGUCAAGAUUCAGAAACACUCUGUAGCAUGAAGUGGGGCAAGGGACAGAUUCUUUGCUUCUCAUUUCCUUUCGAAGCCCAAUAAUGUUUGUCUUUUUCAGCUCAGGGAAAGCGCUAAUCUUUGAUUCCCUCCAUGCUUUAAAGGUGAACGACUGUGCGCUGUCAGGGACAAUGUGGACUUGAGGUAAUAGAGGUAAUAUUGCUGUUAGCGUGCCAAAUAUGGUUGUUUUUUUAAAAAAAAUUGUACUGUAUCUUUUGUGAAACUCUUGGUCUCCCUCUGUAACCAAGUAUUAUAAAAGGAGUUCGAUGCAGUUAUUAAUGCAACAAGGAGAUUGAAGAUGAUUCUGGCACUGAAAAAAUAAAGUAACUCCUGGAAGAAAGCCUUGGAGCCAGGAUACCUGCCUAGCAUGGAAGGAGUUUAGGAGAAAUUAUUAUGAUUGUUAUUAAUUAUAGAUCAGGUUCAAAAUGGAGACGAUGAAGGACAACUGAGAUCAGUUGUUUUUAAAGCGAACUUUUAAGUAAUUUUAAGGCUUGUUUGGAUCAGCAGUUGGUGUGGGAAGAUAUAUGGAGUUGCAUGAAGCCAUUUAUUGGGUCUAAUCUACUUUCCCAAAGUUGUUACUAGCUCAGGAAUGAUAGCAUUUUGUUCCCUACCGAGUUAAUGGUGGAGUUACAGGAGGAAGAGGGGGUGUUAGAACAGAAUCGUUAUCUGUGGGAGAAGAAUUCAUACACUCUGGCAGUAUUGCCCUGGUUUUUGGACUGCUGCUUCCUUCAGCUGAUUUAAAGUUUAGGGGUUUUUUCUUUGGGAGGGUUCCCCAUGUUGGGGGAUCAUUCCCAACAUGUCUGGCAGCCAUGUCUGGUGUAAUGUCUGAUGCAGAAGCUCCUGGGAGAUGAAAAUUGUUUUAGGCUGGUUAGAAUGCAGCAAAUUCAAACUGCUUGUUAUACGACCUCUCCCCUCUCUCUCCUCCCUCCCUCCCUCCCUCCCUCCCUCUGUUUCUUUCUCUUUCUGACAGCUUUUGACUCUCAUGUGCUACUUUCAAUACUUGUAGGCUAUUGUCAUCCUAUUAAUGGUUGUUGUGCCAUCAGUCAUAAUUUUGAAAUCGUUUAUGGGCCUCUCUCCUGAGGUAGGAAACCAACCUCAGACUCUGCUCACUCUCUUCAGGUUCUUAGACGAAUGUUAUGUCUAUAAAAAAGGCAGUCAGUUCCCCAGUUCUUGCUCCCAGUUGCUGCCAAUAAUAUGUGAUCUUACUAUAUUUCAAGCAGAUCCAGUACAAAGGGAAAUAUGUGUGUUAAACUUGAGAUUAGUAGAUAGCAAGGAAUGCUUCUAAAGUGAACCGGAAGCUUGUGAUGCCCUCCUUCUAAAUUUGACUACCUCAACUUGUCAUUCUCCAGAUACAUUGGACUAAAAGUCUCAUAAUCCUCAACCAGCAUGGCUGCAUGAACUUGUGCUCCAGCACAGUUAGAAGUGAAAACUGCUCUAGGUGGCUGUGGCCAAAAUCUGAGGGUUAUAACAAAUGUCUGCUUAAAGAUAUUCACGAAGUGCACCGUGACUAAAUAGGUUGCUUUUUUCAUGUUAUUUGUGGAAGAAGCAUUUUGUUAUAGUUUGUGUCAUUAUUUUGAGGGUUGUGCAUCCAAGAAAAAGAAGCCAUUCGCUAAAGCCUGUCUAGUUGGAGUUUCACCUUCAUGGCACAGCAUGGUAAUUUCUUUUCCUCCCCCCCCCC